AUGCUGCGAUUCUAUGUGCUACUAGUGAACGUUAUUGCUGUCGCGAUGAUGAUGAUGAUCGGCGUUGCAUUUUCGGAAGAUACGAAUCACGAAUAUGUUCAGAUUGAAAGACCGAUUCGAAUGGAUAACGUCUUCUUCCCUCAAAAUCGGAAUGCAAUGUCAUUCAUCGACUCUUCAUCUACAUUUCUUUUGCAUCUCCUCAAGUAUAAACUGCAUAAAGUGCAGUAUCAGAAGUUAGAUAAGAUCGCUACUACUACUACCACCACUACUACCACUACUACUCCUUCUUCUCCUAGAAGUUGCAUCUGUGUACCCUUUUAUUUGUGUGAUAAUAAUCAGACUAUUAUCAAUGAUGGUGCAGGAAUAAUUGAUUUUCGCAAUGGGAUAUGCCCUGGAAUCUUCGAGAUCUGUUGCUUUCUGCGAAAUGUCACAAUACCACCUCCAACAAUACCUCCGACUACUUCGACUACUCCUUCAACAACUUCAACUACUCCUUCAACAACAUCAGCACCAAUAAUUUUCCCGACCAUGUUACCGAUUCCUACCGUGACCAUACUUCCAAACUGCAUCUGUGUGGAGAGAUCGUUGUGCGAUCCCAAUGGAAUAGUCACCGUUUUUGGCGAGGAUGUAAUAAACCCGCGGCAACAGUAUGCUCUGUGUCCAAAUGCCAAUCAAGUCUGCUGCAGAAUAUUGACGACAACGACACAGCCACCAACAACGAGUUCUUCGACGACAACGACGACAAUGAUGACGACGACGACAACGAUGACGACGACGACGACGAUGAUGACGACAACGACACCCGGACAAACACUACUGUGUUUCGUAUGCAACAAUACUAUUCAAUGUUUUACUUGCUUGAUCAUUGCGCCAAAUAGCAGCGUCAUAGACCCCAGAUUAUCUCAGAUCUUAUCGGGAGGAGAUGUUUGCGCGUUGACAACUCUAUUGUCCUGUCAAACUAGUCCACCCGCUUCGUCAGUUCCGGAUUUGCUCGGUCCAUUGAAGAAUCCAGGUACUCCGCAAGCUUGUUACUGUGUGAAAACCUGGUUGUGUUCUGAGGGAAACGUGAUAAAUCUAGACGGUUUGGGUAUAAUCGAUCCAAGAUUCACAGCUUGCUCAUCGGCGGACCAAGUGUGUUGUCGACUGGUGGGAAUUAAUCUUCAAGGUCUUCGUAACGCUUCGUUAAAAAAUCUUGCUGUUGGACGAUCUGAUCAUUUAACUUCAGACAUUUGUGGUACACAGAACAAUAAUUACGCACCGCCGCAGCCUGCUUCUGCUGACUCCGGAAAGACUUAUUUCGCCGAAUUUCCAUGGAUGGUUGCGCUUCUCACAAAGCCCACGACCGGUAAUUCUUACGUUUUCCAAUGCGGUGCUUCGAUGAUAAGUAACGAGGCCAUUCUUACUGCUGCACAUUGCGUUAUAAAUCAGAAACCUGAAAAUUUAAUGGCACGUUUCGGUCAAUGGAACAUAGAAAAUAGCGUUCAACCAUUGCCUAUUCAAGAAGCGAAUAUUCGUGCGAUAGCUGUGCAUCCGUCUUAUUACAGCGGUGGACUAUUUCACGACAUAGCUGUUCUUGUUCUGGAAAAACCAAUCAUCUAUAGCAUAAAUAUCAUGCCGAUUUGUCUUCCUGAACAAGGUGCGGUUUUCUCCGCUAGGAGCAAAUGCUACGGAAUAGGAUGGGGUACCAAUUUAUUUGGACCAGAAGGGAAAUAUCAAGCCGAACUGCGAAAGGUCGAGCUUCCUAUCGUCGAUCGAGAGGAUUGUCAGACGCGUUUACGAAGUACGAAAUUGGGCCAGUAUUUUCAACUGCACGGAUCAUUUAUCUGCGCGGGUGGCGAAGCGAGCAGAGACACAUGCCGCGGUGACGGCGGUGGACCUCUGAUUUGUCAAGCUGCUACGGGACAAUUUUUUCAAGCUGGCAUUGUAUCGUGGGGUAUUGGCUGUGGGACUUCUAACAUUCCUGCGGUAUAUGCAAGUACAUCACAACAUCGUCAAUGGAUAGAUCAACAGCUCGCAACUUUUGGCGUAUAGUAACGCAGAGAGUGUUUAAUAUUUUUAUUCUCAAUUGCCUUUGACGUACA
This is a messenger RNA of Camponotus floridanus (Florida carpenter ant), 2081 nucleotides long. RefSeq lists its product as uncharacterized. The transcript has 6 exons. Gene Ontology annotation, biological process: proteolysis. Bases 1 to 2031 code for a protein of 676 amino acids. NCBI's taxonomy places the organism in Eukaryota, Metazoa, Arthropoda, Insecta, Hymenoptera, Formicidae. Gene Ontology annotation, molecular function: serine-type endopeptidase activity. The record is from RefSeq and is a predicted model, not a curated record.